AGACUUCUGAUUGGAUCCUGCGGACAAAACCGGCAUCCGAUUGGUCACUGCUCUGGAAGGAGGUGGGGUCGCAGCUGGGUGCUGAAGCAAAGCUGAGAAGCCCAGGCGAGUCUCAAAGUUUGUGUCUGGAGCAGUCGUGGAGCCGGGGGCUUAUCGCGAAGUAGUUUUCUUGGGAUGGGAGUUCAUCUCCUGUCUCUCCUCUGCAUACACGUCCUGUUUUAGCUCCUGCGGCCUCCCGCCCGAUUCCCGGGCGCUCUGUGUUCCCCCGAGAGUCUCUCAGGUCCGGGAGGACGCGGGUCGGGGGCCCUGGGCGGCUUGCCGCUGAGGCGCCGGAGUGAAGGUGUUCCUGCCUCGGCGCGUCAGGGACACACACACACACACACACACACGCCCCGAGGGAGCGGGAUCCUGCGGGUGCCAGGCGGCCCUGCCCCUCUCCCCGCCCGCCCUCAGCAUCCUCGGCCCUGCGCGAUUCCGACCACCAUGGAGGUGCUGGAGAGCGGGGAGCAGAGCGUCCUGCAGUGGGACCGCAAGCUGAGCGAGCUGUCAGAGCCCGGGGACAGCGAGGCCCUCAUGUACCACACGCACUUCUCAGAACUUCUGGAUGAAUUUUCCCAGAACGUCUUGGGCCAGCUCCUAAAUGACCCUUUCCUCUCAGAGAAGAGCGUGUCGAUGGAGGUGGAACCGUCACCGACAUCCCCGGCGCCUCUCAUCCAGGCCGAACACAGCUACUCCCUGAGUGAGGAGCCUCGGGCCCAGUCACCGUUCACCCAUGUGACCAACAGUGACAACUUCAAUGAUGAGGAAGUGGAGAGUGAGAAAUGGUACCUUUCUGCCGACUUUCCUUCAGCAACCAUCAAGACAGAGCCGAUCACAGACGAGCCAGCCCCAGGACUUGUCCCGUCUGUCACUCUGACCAUCACAACCAUCUCUACACCUUAUGAAAAGGAAGAACCCUCACUGGAAGUACAUACUGGGGUUGAUUCCUCGUGCCAGAUGAUUAUUCCUAAAAUCAAGCUGGAGCCUCAUGAAGUGGAUCAGUUCCUCAACUUCUCUCCUAAAGAAGCUUCUGUGGACCACCUGCACUUACCACCAACCCCUCCCAGCAGUCACAGCAGUGACUCAGAGGGCAGCCUGAGCCCCAACCCACGCCUACAUCCCUUCAGCUUGCCUCAGACACACAGCCCUGCCAGAUCCGUGCCCCGGACCCCUUCUGCCCUCUCCACUUCUCCUCUCCUCACAGCUCCACACAAACUGCAAGGCUCGGGGCCCCUGGUCCUGACAGAAGAGGAGAAGAGGACCCUGAUUGCAGAGGGCUAUCCCAUCCCCACCAAGCUGCCCCUGACAAAGUCAGAGGAGAAGGCCCUCAAGAAAAUCCGCAGGAAAAUCAAGAAUAAGAUUUCUGCCCAGGAAAGCAGGAGAAAGAAGAAAGAAUACAUGGACAGCCUGGAGAAAAAAGUGGAAUCUUGUUCAACCGAGAACCUGGAGCUUCGCAAGAAAGUGGAAGUCUUAGAGAACACCAACAGGACUCUGCUGCAACAGCUGCAGAAGCUGCAGACCUUGGUGAUGGGCAAGGUUUCUCGUACCUGCAAGUUGGCUGGCACACAGACUGGCACCUGUCUCAUGGUCGUAGUGUUGUGCUUUGCCGUGGCCUUCGGCAGCUUCUUCCAGGGCUAUAAGCCCUAUCCUUCUGCCACCAAGAUGGCACUGCCCAGCCAGCAUUCCAUGCCGGAGCCGUACACAGCAUCUGUUGUGAGAUCCCGGAACCUGCUCAUCUAUGAAGAACAUUCUGCCCUGGAGGAGCCGUCCAGCCCAUCCUCAGCCGGGGAGCUGGGGGGCUGGGACAGAGGCUCCUCCCUGCUCAGGGUGUCAGGGCUGGAGUCCAGAGCCGACGUGGAUCUUCCUCAUUUUAUUAUCUCAAAUGAGACCAGCCUGGAGGAGUCAGUGCUGUCGGAACUGCAGCAGCAUCUAGUCAGCACCGAACUGGAGGGCAACGAAACGCUGAAAGUCGUCCAGCUGGACAGGCGAGUGAACACUACCUUUUGAAGAGGCUGGCUCCUCCCAGUUGCCCUUAACUCCGCUUCUCCAACCACGAAUCACCCCGGUCAUAAGCUUGUCCUCUUUGUCACUGGAUCUUAACAAAGACACAGAUGAGGGCGUCAUGGCUUUAGAUGGGAGACCAGCCUGGGGUUUCCACCUGCAGCGUGAGAGCAUCUUACCCUCUGGUCCCUGCCCCUCCCCCUGCUCUGCAUCUGCCCCUCCCUGCCUCUUACCGCUGUAGGAUAUGAUUUUAGGGGUGUGAGUGGGACAAGCGGGCUUGUUCCCACCAGGGAUGCCAACAAACAAAUAACCCAAGAUGUUGCUCGAUUCUUCUAUGAGGUGUGACUCCUCUCUGAAGACAAGACUGGCUCGAUGGCCACCCCAGACUCUAGCCACCAGAAUGCCAUGAUGCCUGUUGAGAUUUGGCAGAGCGGUGACUCCUGUCCUCCUUCGUGCACACCCGGGGCUCCCAUGUGAAUGCUUCUGACGUAUCAGCACCUCGCCUCGCACCACCAACCCCUGCCAUCUGGAGCCCUCACCUGACCGCGGUCCAGCUCAGGCAGCGGUGGGCAAGGGCGUCCCUUCAUAUUCUCAGGCCGCAAGUGCAAUGCCUGAAGGGAUCAGGCUUCUCCACUCCUGGCAUACCUGCUCUGCCCUGUUGCCAGUAGGAUUCUACCCCACGACGUGCCCCACCCCAACUCCCACCCCACCAUAGUUCUGCCUCUGCAGCUUCUCCUCCCCCUUUGUAAAUAGUAUUUAUUAGCUCGCCCAGGCUUUCUGCUCGCAGCCACAGCAGAGCAAUCCACAGCUUCCUUCCAAACUGCUCUUCUGGCCUUCAGAGCUGGUUUGGGGGUGAUGGGGGAGUCCCUAGAUUCUGGGAUCCCCAGUCUUUCCAGAUGACGUUUUCUUCUUUCUUUGUACUGGAGGACUGUAAAGCAGUUCCCUUUGAGAAAUCUCCCUUAUGUCAUUGCCUCCUUACAAAGGGGACGAACUCAGAGAGAAAGACAGAGCAGUGUCUGCCCUGCGCCAGUCUGCGGUUUGCGGUCCGAUGCGCUCCCGCCCUGGUUCCGGUAACAGAGUGCGGAGGUCCUCUGCCUGGCCACCUUGCCAGCUCCUGGCCACGCCUGCCUCUGGCCCCUCCUCCUGUCCUGCCUUCUGCACUUCCAUUUUUGCCCCCUGCGUCUUCUGCUCUAACAGCGUGGGUCAGUCAGAUCGGGCAUAGGUGACUUUUGAGCCUUCAUGCCCUUACUUUUACUGGCAGGUUUGGCAAUGUUGCAGCUCACCCAAAGAGAUACAACCCAACCCCUCCCCUACUUUAUUCUUUUUUUUUUUAAUGAUUAAAAGUAAACUUUUGUAGUUAAUUAUUUUUUCUUUCCUAUUUCAUACAAAGAUAUGAAAAUGGUCUUGUAUUAUAUAAAGUAGAAGAUUCCCUUAAGUGUUUUUCUCUAGCUUGUAAAAGAUCUCAUGUAGGAAAUUUGCUUACAUCUUGUAUUUUAUUUUUAGUAGCAGCUGAAGGGCCUUUGGCUUGAGGUUCCCUGUCUCUCUCUCUUGCUUGUCAUCUACAUGGUCACUGAACUUAAGAAGGAUUAAGCCACAUGCAGGCCUCCCAUUCCCUAUCAGGGACUGGAUUUGGUGUCACGUGAGUCUGCCAUUGUGCCACACGAGCACAAUCCCUGCGUGGUCCGCCUGAGUUCAUUUAGAGUCACCAUGGUGAGUGACUCCUCACUGUCCCUGCUGUGACGGAGGUGCCUCCAGCCUGGGAAACAGCCCAACGUGUCUGCUCACUCGCAUCAGGACUGCUAUGGGCCUGGCAGCCCUGCUGUCUGCACGGUUCUCACUGUCCCAGCCAUUGUCUGUGUCGCAGCGAGGAAGGGGGCGACCGAUGGCCUCUGCUAGACUUCUCUCUGGAUCCUGCUGGGCCCGGUCAGUGUCCGGUGACCUUGAACCAUUGCUGACCUAUGCUUCUGUUAAACUGCCGUGUGUUUGUCCGGCCUAGGUAGCCUGUGAGGUCCCAGAAGGCAAGCAGAUGGAAUGGAUUCGAGUGAUGUGUAUUUGCACAGUGAGGAAAGAGAAGUUGUCACACUUGAGGGCGGAAGGGAGAGAAUGGGCAGCCCCCGCACAUCCACCAGCUACGGGGACGGACCCACACUGGGGAUUCAGGCUUCCACAGAGGAAAUCUUGCUCUUCUGAAUGAGGAAGGAAAAGGGAGAAAGAAGCUUCUAGUCUCUGUCCUUGCUGCACGGAGGAUUUCGUUUUCUGCCCUACCUACCGUUGCUGCAUGUCACCGUAGCAAGGCUUUUUCAAGGAAACCAUCUUUGCAGAACAGCCAGCUAGCCAGCAGCCCUUUAAAGUAGGUUCUAAAGGCAAAUUUUGCUGUUCUUUUUUGGGGAAAAAAAAAAAAUCUCCUCGCUUGAAUGAGUAAAGGGAACCAAAGGAGGGCAAAAGUGGGUCAAGAGGACGUGGGGGGGUCGGGGAGCGAGUGGCAGAUGGGCCCCAGAUAUCUGAUGGGGUGUGCCUGUCCUCGGUCCAAGGCUGCGCUCACAGGCUGUAGAUCAUGUCCGCACUAAGCAAACAUCCCACGGUCUAACCGGUGCUUCAUACUGGAGAUUUCUGCCAGAGCGUGAACAGUUCUGGCCUGUUCCAGCUGCCAGCCCUAAGCCACUGAGAAUCUGAUCAGUUAACUCUUUGAUCAUGCAAGCAGGCCUUCCCCUUGCCCUAUCUUGACUGCACUAGUUAAGGGGCCGCCUUGCGGAUAUGUAGAGAACAGUGAGGCCCAGGUCCCCAGGACACUCAGGAAAUGAUGGUGUCAGCCAAAGGCCUUGGUGCCAGUUUGAAGAAAGAGUGUCUGAAGUGCUGGGGCUCCGGAGCCAGGCUCGCAGGAGGAGAGGGUUAUGUAAAGAUCUGACAGCCGAACUAGGCUGCUCCUGUUUGGUAGGAAGUGGGGUGAGCUUUGACAUCAAUGUAGGCAAAAUUAGAUAACCUGUCGGUUAACAUGAUUUUAUUUGGAGACCUCAUUUGUAGAUUAGGAAGGCAGCUUUCAGUUCAAGUUACUUACAGACUGGCUAUGAAUAGACGGCCGGUUUGCUUUCUAAGUCUCAGUUCAGCUCAGAUGCUGAAAGGGGACCGUGAAUCCCACGUGUCCACAAAGAAGGACUGACUUAAUUCUUUCUUAUUCCAGCGUGGGACCCUGGCCAACAGCGUUGUCUUGUAUGUUUUAUUGAGAUCCUUUCACAGCAUCUCAUGGCUGCUCUCCGUGCUGAGGCCCAGGCAGAUCAGAGCCGCCCAGGGCCAGCUCCUCUGAACACCUGUCACUUACAGUUUGCUUUGCAGCCGAAUGCAAAAGAGACAACCCACCCCCCAGCAAGGAGUGGGCCAUCCGAGCUGCCCCUGUCCCCACGGGGAGGCCAGAGAUGGAAGAGGGGGUGUGUGGCCUCCCUCUGCUCUGCCUUAAGCCAGUCAUUGAGUUCUGGGGAAUCUGGUCUUUGAGAACCUGGAUGAAAGGCACAGGCACUCCCGCUCUCAGGCCUGGCAGGCCCGGGAAGCUCUCAGCGGGUGGUGCUCUGCGGACAGUCAUUUUCUGUCACUGCUUUCAGCUGAGACAAUUAGCAGAGCUGGAUAAGCCUCCUGGGAUGCUGUUACAGGAGCCAGUGGGGAGUGUGAGAGGGAGCCAGAAACAGUCAGGUUAUUCCAUCCUUUCUUCCUCCCUCCAUCCCUUCCUUCCUUCUCUCCUUGGCUCCCUGCUAGGAUUUGUGAGUUUUAUUAAGGAAGAGCGUGAGGCCCUAGGGAGUAAGAAGGACCAAGGAAAUCUCACUCGUUACAGCUUUCCAACAGACCCAAGCAGCCACUCCCACACUGGCACACUCGUGCGCACAGACACCCUAUCUUGUAUGUCAUUGUGCCUUAAAUAGUGCCUUACACAAGCCCCCCUGGGGGCCUGAGGAAUCCCUUUUCCCCCGAGGUUUUAUGGUAUUAGAUUCCAGGGCAAUGGGAGGCGGGGAGGGAGAGAGCGGCAAGAACUUUUUCCAAAUGUCAAAAUUGUUUUCCUGGAAGUCGGCCACUCCCAGGUUGACCAGUCAGGAGAAAAGAAAUGGGGUCACGUCCAUUAGGAAAAUCUCAUUUGAUAGGGGUGCAAUCACAUUUAAAAAGCCUGGCUAGUCAGGAUUAAAGGCAUUGUAAGUCGUCGUAGCGGGACAUUUGGGGACUAAUGCAGUCAAAGGACGGCGCUUAACUGCAGAGAAAGGUCAAUGUUGUGUUUUGUCAUUCAGGGUCACCUGACAUUCAGAAAUGCUUUGUUUUGUGUCAGUUUCUAGGAGAUAGGGAAAUGAUGUUUCUGGAGCACUUACUAAGGUGUUGGGUGCUGUGCUGAGUUUUGCUUUAGCCUCACGGGUAGAGUAACCGGGGUGACAGAUCCCAUGCCAUGGAUAAGCCUGUGUGAGGCAGAGGGGCGGGGGCGCGUGAUGCCCGAUGCCGGUGACCUUGCAUCCAUGCCUUUGCUUCCUGCUGGAGCUGUCCACCAGAUGCCCAGCUUCUGUCUUUUGCAUUGCAUCUUGUGGAUUUCCAGCUGGCAGGCUUUGCAUCCCAGGAAAAGGAAAACCAGCAAGUUAAGUAAGCAGUGUGGCUCUGCUGCUCACCAGUUGGGUGAGAACAGGAACUGUUUGCACCGUAGACCUGUGACCCACACUACUUAGCAAUUCUCCCUUCCAGGUAAAAUGCUCUCUGAGUCUACGGGAAACACCAGCGCUGUUGGACAAGCCGGGAGCGAUCCUUCCAGAGCAGGAGUGA
Molecule: messenger RNA, 6822 nt
Organism: Ochotona curzoniae (black-lipped pika)
Lineage: Eukaryota; Metazoa; Chordata; Mammalia; Lagomorpha; Ochotonidae
Gene: CREB3L2
Product: cAMP responsive element binding protein 3 like 2
Exons: 12
Coding region: 484-2046 (520 amino acids)
Biological process (GO): regulation of transcription by RNA polymerase II
Molecular function (GO): DNA-binding transcription factor activity, RNA polymerase II-specific; cAMP response element binding
Source: RefSeq, a predicted model, not a curated record